This is a messenger RNA of Phyllotreta striolata, 460 nucleotides long. NCBI's taxonomy places the organism in Eukaryota, Metazoa, Arthropoda, Insecta, Coleoptera, Chrysomelidae. The record is from the annotation of a GenBank genome assembly.
CUGUCAUAUACUCUAUCAUUUAGAAGACCGAAUUGGACAGAUAUAUUUUUGGGAAAAAGCGACAGAAGCGGCGAUGGAAGGCGAGCAAAAAAAGGAGCAGCCACAGCCGAAGAAGCCGAAGAAGAAGCGCAACAAGUUCUUCCCGAAGCUGUCCAUCAGGGACAGCAUGGAGCCCAGCUACACCAAGCUGAGGGACAUACCGUACAACGUGGUGUGCAGGCAGAGAUAUCGCAACGCCGGUACGAAGCAACGGGAGCAGUUUAUCAAGGAGAUACAGGUACACGAGAUACUGCAAACGCACGCUCUGGACGGUGUGCGGAUUCACCGGGAGUUUUGCGGCGUUAUAAUCGUUGAGGGUGCACCGGAAGAUAUCAUCACGUUGACGGAUAAAGAGAGGCUGCGCGUGCAUAUGAUACUAACGACCAAAAUUACUUGAAUAUAUCGAUGUAUAUCAUUAUAA